Ruditapes philippinarum (Manila clam) is the source of this 1899-nucleotide messenger RNA. RefSeq names its product transcription factor atoh8-like. NCBI's taxonomy places the organism in Eukaryota, Metazoa, Mollusca, Bivalvia, Venerida, Veneridae. The transcript has a single exon. The coding region runs from base 293 to 1282 and encodes 329 amino acids. The record is from RefSeq and is a predicted model, not a curated record. Gene Ontology annotation, molecular function: protein dimerization activity; DNA-binding transcription factor activity.
GAUUAGUCAAUAAAUAAGCGAGAUAGGGGAAAUUUUCUCUGUAACCAUCUGGCAGACAGAGCGGCGAGCGCGCUAAUGUAAACACGUUUACGCUGAACUAUUAUAAUAUCACCACUGACUGAAUAAACGGAUCAGUUUUCUUUAGGCAGUUGUAGUAGUAACAUACGGUUUAAUAUUGGAUAGAGUGAAAAAUAGUGCUAAUAGUUUGAUAGAGAGAAAUACAAUUAUUUGAUAAAUGAACUGACAAGAAGAAAAAACGUGGAAAAAACUGUCAUUGAAAAUUGAUGAAAAAAUGGCUUUGGAAUUAACAGUGCGUCAUGGGACAGUUGGGAGUUUAGUAGUGCCGGAUAUUAAAUCUCGGUACCACAACCAAGAUUCUGAUACACCAUUAUCACCAUCUGAUACACCUAGAAAAAAUAAAAGGAAAUUAAGUGAGCCUAAGAGGCGGACUACGGAUUUUAGUAUUAAACGUUUAUGUCCGGACAGUCCUGGUAGUGCUUGUUCAGAAAGCGGACGAAGUGAGGAAAGUACCCCGGAACGUUCGCACGAGGAUUCUAGAGAUUCUGGUGACUGUUUAAGUCCAGACGGAAUACAAACCGAAAGAGAAUUGGUUCCACCACAUUAUAGACCACCUUUUGUGUUUCCUGACAUUAGACAUCAUCCGUAUUUCAUUCCACAAUUUUAUUAUAAUCGUUUUCCUGGAUUUCCUUCCAGUGGACCUUUGCCGACGGGGUUUUCCGCCGGAAUACCCACCGUUCCCACACUCAGUGUUCCAAAUGUACCAGCUCAGCAUAAUUCACAUUCUAGUCCAGACACUUCUAGUAACCAGAGCCCACCAUCUCCUCCGCCAGUGCACGUGCAAAAUAAGAAACAGUCACAAAGUAAAGCACGAGCUUCUAGUCCCAAACCAUCACGUGAUGAGGAAGAUGAUGAUAUAAGUUCUCCUGAUAGUCCUAAGGACGGUAGUAAAAGAAACCGUAAAAAUUAUAAAAAUAUGACACGUGAAAGACGAGUGGAAGCGAACGCACGUGAGCGUUCACGCGUACAUACAAUUAGUGCUGCUUUUGACGGACUGCGACGAGCUGUGCCAUCAUAUUCCUACAACCAAAAACUAUCAAAACUUGCGAUUUUACGGAUAGCAUGUAGUUAUAUUAAUGCAUUGACUAAACUAGCAGAUGCCGACGACGACAUCCCUCAGUUACAGAACACUUCAUUUGCAGACUGUGUUGAUAAUUGUACUAGAACUAUUCAAACUGAAGGAAAAGCCCGACGGAGACAUUAACUUUUUUUCGUCGGAGAUUUUUUAUAUAAUAUUAAAAAGUGUGAUUAGAAUAUUUAAUAUUGAUUUAAACAUUGUAAUAUUUCCGUGUUCAAAUGGCAUUUUCUUUUUUUACUGUUUUACUUUAAUGGUGGUCUCUCGGCAGAUGAAAAGAACUUAAAUCAAUAGAAUUUAACAAUGUUUGUUAUUUUGAUUAUUUUUACUAGUUAUUUUCCCCUCAAGGAUAUGAUUAUACGAGCUAAUACUGUGAUCAACAAGGUCUUAUGACACUUUUUGCGGCACAUUUUUCUGUUCAUCUUAAUGUGUCUAAACAUCUGGGAAGAUUUUUUUGUUCAACGGCACGCAUGUAAAAUCCGUUUGGCGACAGAAUGUCUGUGGAUUAAAAUUGAUUUAAACUUACUACGGAGCGUUACAUUAAAAUUCUAAUUCAAUAAACAGAAUUUGGGCUAGUGUGCAAUAGUGGAUGUUAUUUUCCCUCUUAAUUCAUACGAAUGAAUGGCAUGAAGAAAUAAUUCUAUUUUUUUUCUUUGUCAGUUCAUUUAUACACUUGAAUGUGUCUCAGUUGUUUUUAAUUGUUUUUAAAAGAUAUAUAUAAAGAAAAAGAUAAAAUCGAGAACUUG